CACGGGCGUGUUCCAAGCAUGCUUCGCUUACUUCCGGACCCAUGCGGGUAUAGAUAGGCGCCCGUCAUGGAAAGUCCCCGAAAACGUCCCGUGAACGUUCCCGAUGCUGCUAUAAAACACCUAGGAACUCUUAUUUUUCUUCAAAGAUCUUUCUCAACUAUAGGAUCAUAACCACCUCAAACCAUCGUCUCGCUUGCCUCCAUCUCUCCACCAUCAGUCAUGGCGGACACAACGAAGCCCCUGGCUCACUUCGACGACUCCGCGCAGUCGUACGAGAAGAACACGGGGGGCUGCACCCGAGAACUCGCCGAGCGCAUCCUGCCCUUCCUCGACGACGUCGCCGCCGACUCCGUCGUCCUGGACAACGCGUGCGGCAGCGGUAUCGUCACGGACGUGCUCCUCCGGCACUUCUCCGCCGCGCCGCCCCGGAUCUUCGCCACCGACGGCGCCCCGAAGAUGGUCGAGCUCGUGCGGGGCAGGUUCUCGGGCGACGAGGGCGUCACGGCCGCCGUGAUGCCCGGCGAGGCCCUCGACGUCGCGGACGCCACGUUCACGCACUCGGUCACGAGCCUGGGACUAAUGUUCUUCGCCGACCCGGCCAAGGGUGCCGCGGAGAUAUACCGCACGCUGAAGCCCGGCGGCACCGCCGUCGUGACGGGGUGGGAGGAGCUCGGGUACGUCCCGAUCGUCCGCGAGGUUCAGCGGGAGAUCCGGCCCGCGGACGAGCCGUUCAACUACCCGAUCGGCGCCGACUGGUUCGACCCGGCGCACACCGAGCGGGUCAUGAGAGCAGCCGGGUUUGAAGACGUGGAGAUGAGAAGUGAGCUGGUCUACUGGGCCGAGAAGACUGCGGAGGAGGUCGCGUCCUUUAUCGCAGAGAUGUUUGGGUCGAUUGCGUUCAAAGACUGGGACGACGCGGAGAAGAAGAGGGCGGAGAGUGUUUUGAUGCAGAUCGUAAGAGAAUCGACUGUGGAUAUCGAGAGAGGCGGGACGAGGUGGGUGGGAAUCAAGAUGAAGGCCAUCGUAGCGGUGUGCAGGAAGUAAA
Colletotrichum destructivum is the source of this 1045-nucleotide messenger RNA. RefSeq names its product Putative methyltransferase type 11, S-adenosyl-L-methionine-dependent methyltransferase superfamily. The transcript has a single exon. The record is from RefSeq and is a predicted model, not a curated record. NCBI's taxonomy places the organism in Eukaryota, Fungi, Ascomycota, Sordariomycetes, Glomerellales, Glomerellaceae. Gene Ontology annotation, molecular function: S-adenosylmethionine-dependent methyltransferase activity. Bases 220 to 1044 code for a protein of 274 amino acids.